AUGAAAUCGUCGGCAUUUCUCUUGCUCCCCUCAAUUGGGUUGGGACCGGUGAAGAAGGAGGAGGAGAAGGACUCCUCCGGAGAGAAAGUCCGGGACGUGUCGCCUGGAAGAGGCCCUCGUCAGGGCGAUCCAAGCAUGCUAGGCCUGGUAGGUACUGCAGUACUUGGCCCAAUUCAUCCAAACAGAAAACAAAGAGAUGGGGGCCAGCAGUCGAGCCACCGGCUGACCGACAGAAGGAUUCAAAUGGAAGCCAAUGAACGCAAUUCAGAAUUCGGCAACAGUUGGCUAGCUGGCUGGCCCAAGGGAGGGAAGGACAUCACGGAAGCUAUCCUGGCUCGGCGUUCGGACAAGGUCAAGAUAGUCGACCUCGAUUAUGUUCGGUACAAGAACGAAUACAAUGAAGAGGAGAUUAUCUUCACUCAGAUCCGCCUGUCUUAA
Neurospora tetrasperma FGSC 2508 is the source of this 438-nucleotide messenger RNA. RefSeq lists its product as uncharacterized. The transcript has 5 exons. NCBI's taxonomy places the organism in Eukaryota, Fungi, Ascomycota, Sordariomycetes, Sordariales, Sordariaceae. The record is from RefSeq and is a predicted model, not a curated record. The coding region runs from base 1 to 438 and encodes 145 amino acids.